UACUCUAUACACUGGAAAAACAUCAUCAAUUCUCUCUUAAUUCCUCUAACCUCAUCACCAUAUCGUUUAAUCUUUAUUUGUCUGUCAUAAAUGGCUUCAUCAACGCCUGUCACCCAAGUGAACGUGGAGGAUUAUGCUUUCCCGGCGACGGUGAAAGCUCCUGGAUCGGAGAAGUCGUUCCUUCUCGCCGGCGCAGGGGUGAGAGGACUAGAGAUACAAGGCAAUUUUGUAAAGUUCACGGCAAUAGGAGUAUAUUUGGAAGAAAGUGGAAUUUCAGCGUUGGCUGCCAAGUGGAAGGGUAAAACCCCUGCUGAAUUGGUGGAAUCUGUUGAAUUUUUCCGUGAUAUUGUUACAGGUCCUUUUGAGAAAUUCACCCAAGUUACCAUGAUAUUACCGUUAACGGGACAACAAUAUUCAGAGAAGGUGACCGAGAACUGUGUUGCAUUCUGGAAGGCCAUCGGCAUAUACACCGACGAUGAAGCUAAGGCUGUCGAAAAAUUCCUGGAAACCUUCAAGGAUGAGAAAUUUCCACCCGGACACUCUAUUUUGUUUACUCAGUCACCUCUUGGAUCAUUAACGAUCGGAUUUUGUGAGCAUGCUUGGAUUCCAGCUGCCGGAAAUGCUGUAAUAGAGAACAAAAACUUGUCGGAAGCAGUUUUAGAAUCCAUCAUAGGGAAACAUGGUGUUUCGCCUCAAGCGAAGGAGAGCAUCGCUGUUAGAGUUUCCGAGUUAUUGAAUUCGGAGAAAACCGUAGAAGCAAAUGCAACGCUAGGAGUUGAAAAUGGGAAGACCACAAAGGUGGUUUCGGAAGGAAUUCAUGGACAAAAGGACGUUGAAGUAUGAAGAGUUGAGAUGAUGUAUAUUAAGUAUGUCCAAUAAGAUAUUACAUUGAUUUGUAAUAUCCAUGUUACUUUUUUUUUUUUGCAUAUCUCUUCUUUUAAAAAAAUGGGGGUUUUUAUUCGACGUCCUCAAUCGCUAAAAAUGCCCGCGUAUUUAUGGUAAAAUGACGAUUUUACCCUUUUAAAGAAAAUUACCCCCAUCUCCCUUCACCCUUCCCCUUCACGUUUUUAAACUUUUUUUUUGAAUCGAAAUUAAUAUAUAAACAAAUAAAUUUUUUAAACUACAAUAUUUAAACAAAUACUUCUAACAACUUUAUUUUUUUUCAAUUAUAUUAAUUACUUUAAUUAUGAAAUUCAGUAAUUAUUCAAUUCUUUUUUUUGGCAACACUUUUUAAAAUAUUCAAAAUUAAAAACGAAAAAAUAAACAAUUUUUUUUAUUACAUUCGAGCAGGAAAAAAAAUUAAUUAAAUAAAAAAUUAAUUCGUUUUUUUUUAAAACACAAGUGCCGCCCGUAAUUGGCGGCCCGAACCAUGGUUGGUCCACCCGGAAUUGGCGACCCGAACCAUGGUUGGUCCACCCGGAAUUGGCGGCCCGAACCAUGGUUGGUCCACCCGGAAUUGGCGGCCCGAACUAUGGUUCGUCCACCCGAAAUUGGCGGCCCAGCCAUGGUUCGGGCCGCCAAUUCCAGGUGGACCAACCAUGGUCCGGGCCGCCAAUUCCGGGCGGCCCUUUUUUUUUAAAAAAAAAUAAUUUUUUUUCUUGCCAGGUAAAAACGAAUGUAAUAAUAAUAAAAUUUUAGUUUAUUAUUAAUUUCCUUUUUUAUUUCGGAUAUUUUAAAAAGUGUUGCAAAAAAAAAUGAAUAAUUACUGAAUUUCUUAAUUAAAAUAUUUAAUAUAAUUGAAAAAAAAAUUGUUAGAAUUUCUUGUUUAAAAAAUGUAUUUGUUUAUAUAUUAAUUUUGAUUAAAAAAAAGUUUAAAAAUGUGAAGGGGAAGGGUAAAGGGGUAAUUUUCUUUAAAAGGAUAAAAUUGUCCUUUCACCAUAAAUACGAGGGCGUUUUUAGCGAUUGAGGACGUCGAAUAACGAUACACAAUAGGGUAGGGUACGUAGUAGAUCACUUAUACAGAGUACUUCGUACUUCAUUCAAUUCGAUCGUGUAGUACUUGUGAAAUAAUAUUUGCGUGCAUGUGCGUAUUGUGAAAUAAAAUGAGAUGAUACGCUUGUAAAA
Messenger RNA from Spinacia oleracea (spinach), 2064 nucleotides. RefSeq names its product chalcone--flavanone isomerase. NCBI's taxonomy places the organism in Eukaryota, Viridiplantae, Streptophyta, Magnoliopsida, Caryophyllales, Amaranthaceae. The record is from RefSeq and is a predicted model, not a curated record. The transcript has 4 exons. Gene Ontology annotation, biological process: flavonoid biosynthetic process. The coding region runs from base 91 to 843 and encodes 250 amino acids. Gene Ontology annotation, molecular function: chalcone isomerase activity.